Molecule: messenger RNA, 8358 nt
Organism: Crotalus tigris (Tiger rattlesnake)
Lineage: Eukaryota; Metazoa; Chordata; Lepidosauria; Squamata; Viperidae
Gene: BRD4
Product: bromodomain containing 4
Exons: 21
Coding region: 324-4283 (1319 amino acids)
Biological process (GO): positive regulation of transcription elongation by RNA polymerase II; chromatin remodeling
Cellular component (GO): chromatin; nucleus
Source: RefSeq, a predicted model, not a curated record
CGCUGCGCGGUGAGGUCAGCGUAGUGCCGCCGUUGCUGGUCCCGCUGCCCGUCGCUGGGUCUGCUUUAGUCGUUUUUUUCUUGUGGUACUCGAUCCUCCAGGCGGAGUGUGGAGCCUUGUCUGUGGCCGGGGCUAUACGGUAUUUGCUCGGAUAAGGAGAUUGGUGGCAAAACAGCCUGCUCCGGCUUAUCGUUUGGUAUCAGAGUUGUACUUCAUUGAUCUAUACCAGAAAUGGAUAUUAGAGCGUAAUUACUAGAGGGAAGUAAUCAGCGAUAAGCUCUGCUUCGAGAGUGACUGGUACAGAAUGCAAUGGGAUCGAUAGCAUGUCUGCAGAGAGUGGCCCUGGGACAAGACUGAGAAAUUUGCCAGUAAUGGGGGAUGGACUAGAAGCUACACAAAUGUCUACAACACAGGCACAGACCCAACCCCAACAGGGCAAUGCUGGAGCCAUUAAUCCAUCUCCACCUGAGACCUCAAAUCCUAGUAAACCCAAGCGCAUGACCAACCAACUACAGUACCUACUCAAAGUGGUGCUCAAGACACUAUGGAAACAUCAGUUUUCAUGGCCUUUCCAGCAUCCUGUGGAUGCUGUCAAGCUAAACCUCCCUGAUUAUUAUAAAAUUAUUAAAACUCCUAUGGACAUGGGAACAAUAAAAAAACGCUUGGAGAAUAACUACUAUUGGAACGCUCAAGAAUGCAUCCAAGACUUUAAUACAAUGUUUACAAAUUGUUACAUCUAUAAUAAGCAAGGGGAUGAUAUUGUUUUGAUGGCAGAAGCUCUAGAAAAACUCUUCCUACAAAAAAUAUCUGAAAUGGCCCAGGAAGAAACAGAAGUUGUUAUAGUCCAAACAAAAGGGAGAGGACGUGGUAGGAAGGAAACAGUGACAACCAAGGCAGGAGCAUCAGUGGUACAGAAUGCAACUCAAGCAUCAUCCCCACCACAGACGCAGGCUCCACCUCAAAAUUCUCAGCCAGUGCAAACAACUCAUUCCUUUCCCUCUCUGACCCCUGACCUAAUUGUUCAGACACCAGUAAUGACAGUGGUGCCACCCCAGCCUCCUGCAGCACUGCCUCCUCCCCUCCCACCUUCAGCCUCAGCUCCUCAGCCCUCUCAGACACACACCCCGAUUAUCCCAACAUCUGCACAACCCAUGAAGACAAAAAAGGGAGUGAAGAGGAAAGCAGACACUACAACUCCUACUACAAUAGACCCAGUUCAUGAAUCAUCAUCAUUGCCAGCUGAACCCAAGUCUGUCAAGACAGGUCCACGAAGGGAAAGCCGACCUGUGAAACCUCCAAAGAAGGAUGUUCCAGAUUCUCAGCAGCAUGUAGUAGAAAAAAGUAACAGUAGCAAAGCGUCAGAGCAAUUAAAGUAUUGUGGGGGCAUCAUAAAGGAGAUGUUUGCUAAGAAACAUGCUGCAUAUGCAUGGCCCUUCUACAAACCUGUAGAUGUGGAAGCUCUUGGACUCCAUGAUUAUCGUGAAAUCAUUAAGCAUCCCAUGGACCUGAGUACAAUUAAAUCCAAAUUGGAAAACCGGGAUUAUAGAGAUGCUCAGGAAUUUUCAGCUGAUGUCCGAUUGAUGUUUUCCAAUUGUUACAAAUAUAACCCUCCAGAUCAUGAGGUAGUGGCCAUGGCACGGAAACUACAGGAUGUCUUUGAAAUGAAGUUUGCUAAAAUGCCAGAUGAACCCGAAGAACCUGUGAUUCCAGCUUCCUCUCCAGUAGUAGUACAGCCACAACCCAAAGUGCCCCCACCAUCGUCCAGUGACAGCAGCAGUGAUAGUUCUUCUGACAGCGAUAGUUCGUCAGAUGAUUCUGAAGAAGAGCGAGCUCAGCGGCUAGCAGAGCUCCAGGAACAGGUAAAACGUUUGUUGCAUGAACAGUUGGCUGCCCUGUCACAGCCACAGCAGAAUAAACCAAAGAAAAAAGAGAAAGACAAGAAAGAAAAGAAAAAAGAGAAGCACAAAAAGAAAGAAGAAGUAGAAGAAAAUAAAAAAAAUAAAGCCAAGGAUCCACCAACUAAGAAGGCUAAGAAGAAUAAUGGCAAUACCAAUAGCUCAAGUAAUAAGAAGGAGCCUGUGACUGUGAAGAAUGCCAAGCCACCUCCAGUUUAUGAGUCAGAGGAGGAGGAGAAAUGUAAGCCAAUGUCUUAUGAAGAAAAAAGACAAUUGAGCCUGGACAUUAACAAGCUCCCUGGUGAAAAAUUAGGCCGGGUUGUCCAUAUCAUCCAAUCAAGAGAACCCUCGCUCAAAAACUCCAAUCCUGAUGAGAUUGAAAUUGACUUUGAAACAUUAAAGGCAUCCACUUUGAGGGAGCUGGAGCGAUAUGUAACAUCUUGUUUACGGAAAAAAAGGAAACCUCAAGCAGAGAAAGUGGAUGUAAUUGCUGGUUCCUCUAAAAUGAAGGGAUUCUCCUCUUCAGAGUCUGAGAGCACCAGUGAGUCCAGCUCCUCCGACAGUGAAGAUUCAGAAACAGAAAUGCCCCCCAAAAUUAAGAAAAAAGGACAUCCUGGUCGAGAACAAAAGAAGCAUCAUCAUCAUCACCAUCCACAGGUGCAGCAGCAACAGCAGCAGGUGCAAGCACCGCAGUUACCACCACCACCACCUCCAUCUGUCCCUCAGCAAGCAGCCACCACAAUCAAGUCUUCUCCUCCAGCUUUUGUUCCGACGCAGAUCCCAGUUAUGGAGCAUCCACUCCCAGGGAACAUGUUUGACACUAUUUCACAUUUCACUCAGCCUAUUCUGCACCUUCCCCCACCUGAGAUGCCACCUCAUCUCCCCCAGCAGCCUGAGCACAGCACUCCUCCUCACUUAAAUCAACAUGCAGUAGUGUCCCCUCCAGCUUUGCACAAUGCUCUGCCUCAGCAACCCUCAAGACCCAGUAAUCGAGCCGCAGCACUCCCCCCCAAACCUCCUCGGCCUCCGGCUGUGUCACCGGCUCUUAACCAGCAGCCUCUGCUUCCCCAGCCCCCCCUCCCCCAGCCUCCCCAGGUGCUUCUGGAGGACGAAGAGCCUCCUGCUCCUCACCACAACCUGCCGCUGAGCAAUAGUCAGAUGCAGCUCUACUUGCAGCAGUUGCAGAAGGCGCAGCCACAGACUUCUCUCCUCCCUUCAGUGAAAGUGCAGUCGCAGCCUCAGCCCUCCCUGCAACCUCCUCCUCACCCUCCCGGGCAACAGUUACCACAUCCGUCACAGCAGAGGCCAGUACAUAUGCAGUCCAUGCAAUUUCCACCCCAUAUUCCACAGCCUCCACCACCGCCCCAGCCACAUCUGCCCCCUCAGCAGCCUCAAGCCCCACAGCAAUCGUCAAAACCCCAGCAAGUCAUCCAGCACCACUCUCCACCAAGACAUCACAAGCCAGACCCCUACUCAGCAGGCCACUUGAGAGAAGCACCUUCCCCUCUCAUGAUGCAUUCCCCUCAGAUGCCAUCGUUCCAGGGGUUGCCGCACCAGUCUCCACCGCAAUCAAACGUUCAGCCAAAAAAGCAGGAACUGAGAGCAGCUUCCGUAGUUCAGUCGCAGCCUAUGGUCAAAGAGGAGAAGAUGCAAUCCCCAGUCAUUCGAAAUGAGACCUUUAGCCCUGCCUUGCGGCAAGACCCUACCAAACACCCCGAAAGCAUCAAGCCACCUGUACAUAUCCAACAACGAACAGAAAUUAAGACAGUGGACAGUGGGCGGCCUGUUAUAAGACCUUCAGAACAAAAUGCACCACCAGGCGUCCAGGACAAAGAGAGACAGAAACAGGAACCAAAAACACCAGUAGCACCUAAAAAGGAUUUGAAAAUAAAAAAUAUGGGAUCUUGGGCAAGUUUAGUGCAGAAACAUCCCACCACACCAUCUUCAACAGUAAAAUCCAGCAGUGAUAGCUUUGAGCACUUCAAGAGGGCCGCCCGGGAAAAGGAGGAGCGUGAGAAAGCCUUGAAAGCUCAGGCUGAACAAGCAGAAAAGGAAAAGGAGAGGCAAAGGCGAGAACAGGAAAGAAUGAGGAGUCGUGAAGAAGAAGAGGCUCUGGAACAGGCACGUCGAGUUCACGAGGAAGCCCGGCGGCGUCAGGAACAGCAGCCCCAGCAUCAUCCCCAGGCUCAGCAGCAGGUGUCAGCUGCAGCCUCUGCUCCCCCGUCACAGAGCUCUCAGCCACAGGCUUCGCAGUCCAUGCUGGACCAACAGAGAGAGGAACUCAGAAAACAAGAACAGGAACGAAGGCGCAGAGAGGCAAUGGCAUCAACUAUUGACAUGAAUUUCCAGAGUGAUUUGUUGGCAAUAUUUGAAGAGAAUCUUUUCUAAUAGCACCUGGUUUUCUUUGCCUGAACUCCUUAAUUUCCCAGCAAAUUUUUGACUCUCCAUAGUGUUGUUGGCAGCUGGGAGGAGAGCAUUCCUGCAGCCUUUCUGCAUGUGUGACGGUUGUGGCCUCAGAAGGAUCAGCAGAGUCUGCCUUACGAUUUGACUUAAUUCCCAUCCCUACCCCAUCCCCCAACCUCACUGAAGAAAGCGAGACCAAGAUGAGUCAACUCUGUGCUAGGUUUGCAUCAGUGGACAUGCAGUUGCUGGGAAGGGUGCCCCCUAUCACUUGAUAUUCUCUAUGCCAAACCUACUUGCAGUAUAUCCAGAACUUGAUGCUGUUUGCCCUUUUUCUAUCCAAAAGCAUUCUGAAUUCUAGAAUGUCUUUGACGCUACCGUGCUGUAUGCUGGCAGCACCAGACACUCUGCAUUGAGAGGCUGUGUACAGAAAGAUCCCGCCUGGGCUUUAGCAGGGAAGACACACAAGCUGUUUUGGGUCCUUUCAUCACUGGCUUUGCCUUUAACUAAACUUCCCACAAGCCUUUAGCUGGGAGCCAUUCUCUGUAAGUGUUUGCUUGUGAAAAAGGGAAUAAUUUAGUGGAGGUGUCAAGUAAGUGUAACUGGCCAUUUGAGUGAGGUUUUUGUUUUAGCAUUGUGUGGAUGACAGGAAUCUGAGCUAGACUACCAACCAAAGUCAGUUUCUUUCAAUCUAUUUCUUUUCCUCCAGAUACAUUGGCACUGCUCAACUCUCUUGAGUAGAUAUUCUUAUCUCUUCAUUACAGAGUGGAGUGGAGUGGGGAAAACUUAACACCAGGGGAAGCUCCCACCCUGUCAAUAGUGUUUGACUGUGGCUGUAUUGUAUAGUGAAUAUAGUUGGCAUAUAUUUGUUUGAGUUUUAUGGUGAGCUCACCAUACUCUGUAAAGACACUGCUUCUAUUUUGCUCAGUUCCAGACUUUUAGUCUAUAUUUUUAACUGUAAUACCAGAAAACUACAUUUUGGGUUUUAAAUGUCAUGGAGUCUGUUAAAAUUAGUUUUUAUACACAACAGAGCAACUCCGGGGAAGGAGAUGGGAAUGGAUUUGGAUUGGCAGGAAGGAAGACCUGUUCCUGUUGUCUUCCAUUAAGUCCUUUCACAUUUUAGCAGUAAUCAUUUUCUCAGCACUUUUAGCAUAUUCUUUUCAUUUUACUCUUUCAAAUGUUCCAUGUUUAUGUGCCAUAAAUACCCACUAUACAGUACAAUACUGGUGUGUCAGUCUUGGCCAAUCUCUGGAGUAAUUAAUUGGUUUUACUUUAAUACGGUGAAUAUGCAUUUGGUCUGUACUGAUCAUGGAAUAAACUCAUCUCUUUUUUUUUAAAGUUGGUGUCGUACUGACAUUUCUUUUAAAUCUUGCUUAUGGUAAAAUGGCUUAAGCGAGAAAGGCAGUAAGGAGACUUGUUCUAUUCAUCUGUCUUGUUCUAGCAGGCAGGGAAACCUCCAGCCAAUUCAUACAAUUUUCAUCUUAUCACCAAGGUAGAUAAUAUUUACCCUGGGACCAGUAAUAGUGGAACAACAGCAUUCUGUAGAAAUGGUAGGAAGGUGAACACCAAAUAUCAAGCAGUUAGUGUUUUCUCAGCAUGGCUGGUUUCACACUGUAGCAUCAAGCCAAAAAUAGGGGAAUAGCACACUGAUUGUUUUCAGUCUUGUUCCUGUUUGGGGCGAACCUCAACAUUCAAUAUAAUUUCCAGCAAUAAAAUUUAGUCCAGCUUCCUGUGUUGUGCUAAAUUAGGAGCGCUUGAACUAUGGUAGGUGACCCUGUGAGGAUCCAGAGAAAGAUACAGUAGUUCACUUUUCUGCACUGUUGGUCAAAAUUGGUAUUCCAAUAUGAAUUGCUGGACAUGGAUUUUCUAGUUCAGAGCUUGCAAAUUGCCAUUCUGUUGCUACCUCUUUUGAAAAACCAUGACUGCUUGCUUCAAAACUUCCAUUGGACUAAGUAGUGGGUUUGGACUGUGAAUUAAAGUUAUUCAAAGCGUUUAUUCUGGUCAAGAAUGGUCUGGCUAGCUGCUAUAGAGAAGGCAACUGUUCUCUGCCAACUUUAUAUUUGCACUCUCAGCCAAAGACAUCUCUAGUUUUCCUGAUGACACAAGUUUUGGAAAAUAGUUCCUGUCCUGCCAACGUCUCAACUCUUCAUUUUCAUGAUAUUGGACUACUGAUUUCAAUUUCUACACCAUCUGCCCAAUUUUAUUAUGCCUAAACUCAUGCUAAGAGAGCAGAGAUCCCAUAUGGAGUAAAAGAAGGUACUUAUUUCUGUGGGUCAACUCCCAACAGUUAUGCAUCAGGAGAAAUGGGGCACCUAAGAAAGCAUUUAUUGUCUCCAAAUAGUAUUGCCCUUAAACUUGCAAUUUGCUUCAACAUCAUUCUCAGGUCUUUUUGCAGGAGUUGAAUAAUGGGACCGGCAAUAUAACUCCAAGAUCAAGUGAUAAGUCAUUUGUUGUCUGUUUUCAAUCUAACUUGGCCUUGGCUUUCCAAUGUGCAGUUAAAUUAACAUGCCUUUAAGCAGUUGGGAGUGCACAGUCACACAUAUUAAUAUACGUAACUCAGGUUAGUAGCCAUGUACAGAAGAAAUGAGACUGGAUCUAGAGGCAAGUGUUUUCUUUGACAUUCUUGUGAGCAGCCAGUUCUCACACUGAAUUUUUACCCAAAGGUGCCUUUUAACUCUACAUCAUUAAAAGAUCUCUGCCUUUCUCCAUAGAGUAUUAGAUUGUUGAAAGAGAUAAAUGGGAAGAUUUAGAAGGGACAGUAUUACCCCUCAGACAGCUUUUUCUGAAGGCUUCUUACUGAAAAGGAUGUGCAAUUAGGUAUAGACCAGGCUUUCUGUUAUAAAAAGUUGACUGUGCAUUCCUUCUUUCAGGGAGUUGCCAGUCUUGAGAAGGCCAUGAAAUGUUGUGCUUUGUCUCCAAAUAUAGUAAUUUUGUGUCGAGUGGUUUAGACUCACGGCCAGUAACCACCUCUUAACAUUAAGAUGCAGUUGAGUGGUCUGAAAAUCUGGACUCCUGAGGACUACACUCGGGCUUCAGAUUACCUCUCGUACAGAACACCUAAAUGUUCUGUUUCUGGAUCAACAUAAAGGUAGUUACCAUAUGCUGGAUGGUACAUGACACUAGUUUCCUCCCUUGAUCUGCUUACGUGUGGGCAUUACCACUUCAGAAUUGGUGAAAUGUUAGAUCACCAGCUCACACAAUUUCUUUGUGAAGGCUUAAUGGUUGGGUUAGCCCUUAGUCUUCUAUUUUAUCCCAGGAAUUGUCAGGAAAAAGGGGGGCUUCUAUCUCUAGCCACGGCUCAGACUUGAAUGAAAAUAAGUCCCUUGCAUCCCGUUCUUGUCCCUGUGUUACUGCACACGUCUUUUUACCAUGAGCUCAUUAACUAGCCUUAAUCUUCUCUUAGCUCUUGUUUGGAUCCUUGAUGAAAUAGGAACGUUAGUUUUCCUCUGAACAUGUUUCUGAUUCUUUCAUUUUCAUUGCUAAGUCAUUUCUCACAGUAUUCCUUGGCUUUCCAUCUAUCCAUCCCCUCUCCCCAGUCACCUCUUUUGCAAAGCACUUUGGAUGAACAUCUCCCUCCUUUAAUUUUAUGCUCAGGGUUUUUUGGGGUACUUUUAAGUGCACAUCCGCUGUGAAAGUUGAUCACGUACGAGCUCACUGCGAUUGUACAUAACAAAACUACACCACACUGACAGAAGUGAAAACAUAAAAGAAGUGGAGAUGCUGGAACUUCUAUCAAGAGAGAGCACCCUCUGUUGUAAAAAAUUUAAAAUAAAUAAUUUAUAUGUAUGCAAUGAACAAAAAAAACCCCGUACCCCGUAUCUAGUCAAUAGCAAAGUUAGUUGUUUUUUAUUUUAACGUUUAAACCCUCUUUUUGCAUUGAACAUUUGCCAAUCUUGUCUGUAGCUGACAGUUUCAAAACUGUGAUAGCAGUUUGUUUUUUUUCUCGCUUGGUGGCUUUCUCCGCUAUCUUGUUCUUCCUCACUUUCCUCUUCUGAUCGUUUCUGUGUUUGGCAAACUUCUUGAAAUGUUUACAGGCCUUCACUUAUUUACUUUAAUUUUUUUU